AUGCCGUGGAAUGCCCACAAGAAUCCAGCGGGUACCAUCCGCGCGCCCGCCAUAGCAGCGGCGCUCCGUCUCAAGCAGCAGCAACAAAAAAGGACCCAGGGAGAAGGUAGCGUCACCUGGAAGCGCUCGUUGCGUGUAGUAGAAGUGGGGGAUUUGCCGCUUUCCCGCAAGGACCUCGCGACGCUGAGACACUGCGCUCUGUUGCAUCCGGACGAUUUUCCUGCCGAAGCUACUGCAACAGGAGCGGAUGGAGCGGCAUUCGUGUACCCGCGAUCUCACGCGCAGUUUGUCGUGGCGGUUUGGUCACAUGAGGCAGUUCCAGUUGGUUCAAUCGCUUUGUCGCAGCCGCAAGCGAUUAAUCUGGAGCUCUGCAAGUUCCAGACCGAGAUGUGGACACUCUUUACGGAACGCGUGCCUGUGAUUAAGGUUGUGGCAAUUGAGAUUUAUGCAAAGGAGUUUGCGACGGCGUUUGCCACGUAUACGUGGCAACGUGUGCUGACGGAGCACGAGCGCCUGGUGAUGUCGUAUACAGACGAUCGCCGCUAUUUCGUUCGGGUGCUUGAGAUUGAUGCUGACGACGAAAACGAGACGGAGUUUACGAUGCCGGACUCGUAUCGUGGUCUUGUGGAUGAAGACGUGCUCGUGGUGGUGUCGUCCGAGAGAGUUGAGUCAACAACGUUCGAGUUACGGAAUGCGACGCCGAUUGGAUCGGCUGGUCUUGCGUCUAUGCGCUCGGAUGUCGUGACAGUGGGGACGAAUGAUGAAGAGGAGUUUCCAGUCAAGAAGAAGUUGCUGUUUCCGUGCAUUAAGCUAUCGUCUGCUGUACUUUCAGGAAAAGGCGUGCACAAGGAUGCUUCCACUACAAUUGAGGUGGAUGUAGAUUGCUGCACGUUUGAUCGACUGCUUUUAUAUCUAGAGCAUGAAGCGCGCAAUGACGGCACGGAAUUUCAGUUUGAUCCCUCAGUCGCAGAAGAUCUUCUUAGCGCUGCGAUAACGGUAGGGUGCAUUGGUCUGCAGGAAGUGUGUCAAAGACGCGUUGGCGAGUUUGAGACACGUGUACGUAAGGAAGCGAUUCGAUGGGAGGAAGUCGUCCAGCGCAAUCAGUCGGGCGAGGUGUGGCUUGUUAUGCAAGGAAUGGUGCUCGACAUUACGCGAUGGAUUCCAGAGCACCCCGGUGGAUCAGAGUUGAUUGCUCAGGAAGCCAUGAACGUAGACUCGACGGUCAUGUUUGAGAUUUACCACGCGAGCCGGCAGUCCUUUCGCUACCUUCAGCAGUUCUACAUUGGUGAGUUGUCCGAGUUCGACGUCGCUGCGAUGCCGAUGUCAAGAGACAAACCAUCAGAAGCAUUUCUGCACGAGCUGCAGCAAUACACGGCGUGGCGUAUGAAAGUACAGGAACACACGUUCAAGAGCUUUUAG
This is a messenger RNA of Peronospora matthiolae, 1419 nucleotides long. The record is from the annotation of a GenBank genome assembly. Lineage: Eukaryota; Oomycota; Peronosporomycetes; Peronosporales; Peronosporaceae.